Messenger RNA from Anolis sagrei ordinatus, 3117 nucleotides. It is a transcript of the gene CYTH1, whose product is annotated as cytohesin 1. The record is from RefSeq and is a predicted model, not a curated record. Lineage: Eukaryota; Metazoa; Chordata; Lepidosauria; Squamata; Anolidae. Gene Ontology annotation, molecular function: guanyl-nucleotide exchange factor activity. Gene Ontology annotation, biological process: regulation of ARF protein signal transduction.
UCUAAAGCGACCAGCCUCCUCUAUGGAAGGCAGCAGAGAAGCUCCGCUGAGGAGAAGGAGAGGAAGGCCAAGACACAGCCCCUUUCCCUGACAGGGCUGAGCUCCCCAGCACAUGGGCUCCUGGCGCACUGAUGGUGCAUCACAGGGUUUGCAUUGGCAGCGGGCGGAAAAAGCAGGGCGGCAGCCUUUGUGCCCAGCGACCUGACUCCUGAGGAGUGCCAGGAACUUGAGAAUAUCCGACGACGAAAGCAGGAACUGCUGGCAGACAUACAGCGCCUGAAAGAUGAGAUAGCAGAGGUGACUAAUGAAAUCGAGAACCUGGGUUCCACAGAAGAGAGGAAAACCAUGCAGAGAAACAAGCAAGUGGCAAUGGGAAGAAAGAAGUUCAACAUGGAUCCCAAGAAGGGGAUCCAGUUCCUGAUAGAGAAUGACCUCUUGAAGAACACGCGUGAUGACAUUGCCCAGUUCCUCUACAAGGGUGAAGGACUCAACAAGACUGCCAUCGGUGACUACCUAGGUGAAAGAGAUGACUUCAAUAUCCAGGUGCUGCAUUCAUUUGUAGAGUUGCAUGAGUUUACGGACCUCAAUCUUGUACAGGCAUUGCGGCAGUUCCUUUGGAGCUUCCGGCUGCCUGGUGAAGCACAGAAGAUUGACCGGAUGAUGGAAGCAUUUGCACAACGAUACUGUCAAUGUAACCCUGGUGUUUUCCAGUCAACAGAUACCUGUUAUGUGCUCUCCUUUGCCAUCAUUAUGCUGAACACCAGCCUGCAUAACCCCAAUGUCAAGGACAAGCCAGGUGUAGAGCGCUUCAUUGCCAUGAACCGUGGCAUCAAUGAUGGUGGCGACUUGCCUGAGGAGCUGCUCAGGAAUCUCUAUGAGAGCAUAAAAAAUGAGCCCUUCAAAAUUCCUGAGGAUGAUGGUAAUGACUUGACCCACACCUUCUUCAAUCCGGACCGGGAGGGCUGGCUUCUGAAGCUCGGAGGUGGCCGAGUGAAGACGUGGAAACGACGCUGGUUCAUCUUGACAGACAACUGCCUUUACUACUUUGAGUACACCACGGACAAGGAACCAAGAGGCAUCAUCCCACUAGAAAAUCUGAGUAUCCGAGAGGUGGAGGAUUCUAAGAAGCCGAACUGUUUUGAGCUGUAUAUACCUGAUAACAAAGACCAGGUGAUCAAAGCCUGUAAGACUGAGGCAGAUGGCCGUGUAGUGGAAGGGAACCACACUGUGUACCGCAUCUCAGCACCCACUCCAGAGGAGAAGGAAGAAUGGAUCAAGUGCAUCAAAGCCGCCAUUAGCCGGGACCCAUUCUAUGAGAUGCUGGCUGCACGCAAGAAAAAGGUCUCCUCCACCAAGAGACAUUAGUUUCCUGGCUUGCUCCAUCAGCUGCAGUGUUGGCAGGGCAGCCUCCCAGACUGGGAGACAUGAGGAACUACACUGAAUUGCCUGCUCUGUAUUGCUACCCUGAGGGGACUAGCUUCAGCUUUUGCUAUUCUUUUCUUGUUUGGGUGCAGGAAGAGUUGGGAGGUAUGGCAGCCACGAAUCUUUAGUUGUGAGAAUGCCAUUUCUCUGAUUUCAACUAGGCGAUUUGUAGCAACUACAUCCUUAGUAGCCCAAGUGGCAGAAGGAGAAGGUUGUUGAGGUCUUUCCUACCCACUGCAGUUAAUUUAUUCACUUGCCCAAACUGAUGGAGAGAGAGAGCUUCAAGCUGUGUGUACCCCAAAGGGUACCCCUUUGAUUUACCAUUGGGAAGUGUGAGUUGUGCCAGGCCUUACAAUGAUACUCUUUGAGACCAGAACCUGAUAUGGGCCAUGGACUGCCAAAGGCAUAGAUUAGUUUGCACCCCAGUGGAGGAUAAGACUCUGCCUUCAAAGCAUAGAGUUUCUCAUGGCAAUUGGUCUUGGCACGAUUCCUUGUUCUUUGGUCAGGCAGGCUGGAUGGUUUCCUCCUCCAGACCAAUUGAGUCAUGCACAUUUAAUGGGGGGGGGGGGGACGACUCUUAACAUUUUUUAGAUUAAUCAUAUUGGGCAAUGCACAGGCAGGAAUGUCAGCCCCAAACAGCUGGCAUGGGUGAAUGCUGUGAGGCUGCCAGUCUCCCGUAUUUGCACUGCCUUCGUUUUAGAGGGCAUCUGUUUAGGCUGCCUCUGAUGCUUUGGCAGGGUGAAGUCAGCAGGGGGCUCACUUAAGCCACUGUGCCAUCAUGAGAAGGCCGUGAUGGUGUCAGCCAGUGGGUAUGCAUGCAGUUUGGGGUAGGGCUGGUGACAUACCUUUGUUGGUGCUUUAUAUUUGCUUUGGCCAACAGUUGCUGGUUCCCCAUCACACUCAGCAGUUUGGCAGGAUAUUAUUCCUGCAGUAGCUCAUACUGCAGCCCUGUUUGUGUCUGAACUCAUGAGGAACUGUAGAUGCAGGAACAAGCAGAAAAGAAGAGACCUACACCAUCACAUGCUGUGUACUGCAGAAAGCAGUGUUACAAGCCUGAUUCUAGUUUUUCUAGUAGCAUAUGCUUCCAGUUGCACUUUCAGUAAGGAUGGGUCUGGUGGCUUAAGAUGGAGGCUGCCCUGGACCAGUGAGAGGCAGUAGAUCGUAGUUCUGAAGCACAAGCAGGUGGUUGUUGGCUGGGGAACUAUUGGAAGACCUGGGGUGGGGAGAGAGUUUUUUGCGGGUGGAGAUGCUGGCCUUUAUUUGAAACAUGGAGGCAAUGGGGAUGGGGAGGUGAACCAUAAGAUAGCUUCCUUCCCUUGUAAAAGCCUGUGGCGUGUUAGCUCAUUGUGCACCUUUUUGGCAAGUUCCAGUUCUCCAUCUCAGUAUUAGCCUAUUUAUCUGAGGUGUACAUACUCUCUGUAUAUAUUUUCUCCUCAUAGAUUAUUUUGUAUUUGUUUUAAAUAUGAAGAUUGUUUUUUGUGAAACUUAACAGGAUUCUCAAACAUUGCUGAGACACAAGGGGCAUGUGGGAGGAGGGGAGAAGUUUCUUCAGGUCAGACAGUUUGGUUACAGUUUGUUUUGAUUCCUUUCUUCGUCUUCCUUUUUGGGUUUUGUUUUGUUUCACCACAACCUUGUGUUCUAGCACAGAGCAACUGCGGUAAAUAAAAGUUGAUCUUACAGUUGGCUUGAAACUCA